AUGGCGACUUUCGUGAGACUGAUGGAAUCAAGGGGAAAAGUUGUCGAUCAGUUAUUCGAAAAUAAGAGGUUAGAUUAGUUAUUUGAAGCUAUAAGUGUGUCGUUUAUUUAUCAUUUUAUUCUUAGCUUCUUUUCAAUAUAACCACUCACGUUCAGUUUUGAAUUUUUUCAACAACAUUUUGCACCGUAGUAUUUUUGCUCUCCAGUGUAGUGUUAUUUAUUUAUACAAUAAGGUUUAUUGGCGAAAGAUUUCGGCGAUCUGUUACCGAUUAAUAUAUUAUUUUACCGUAAAUAGUCCUGCUCUGUCGGGAAGAACUUAAGCGGUUGAAUUGUUUCGAUGUUUUAGUACAGUUUGCGCGCAAGCAACAGGUAUUCAAAACAUGUUUCUCUCGCUAAAUAUUUGACAUGAAAAACACUACACUGUUUAAAUAGCAUUGCGGUAAUUCACUCAUAGUGUUUCGCUACAGCCAUCCAUUGACGUUAAUCACUUAUCAACGCAUACAAGGAUCAUUAUAAAAGAUAACAAUAUGUCAACUUUAUCAUUUUCAUACCAAUUUGUUGUUGAAUUUGCAGAGAUGCCGAGGAUCACAGAAAUAACGAAUUCCUGGCUGCGCUUAAAAUCCAAAGUUGGUUUAGAGGAACUAAAGUUCGAGCUUACUUGAGGUAGGACCUGUGCAUGUUACAGAACUGCACAUUCUUUUGUAUAUAUGUUCUAGUAAAAUGCUUCUCCAAUGAUGAUUUUAGGAAUUUGCUGCGUUGCUUAAGCCCCUUUUCCCAUGGAAAAUAAUUGGGCAUCUAUAUUUGUCCCAAUAAAAUGUAUCUCCUUUUCCCACUAGCUAUGAAACAGCAAGGAAGACUUCCACACUGCUUGUAAAUGUCUCAAACUCCCAGAAGUGAUUAACAUUUAACUUCUCCCUAUUAUAUUCAUUACAUUUGCCAGCAAACAGGUAAUGAGAAUUCCUAAGCAAAUCAGGUAAAUGUUGUUAUCUUGACUUAACACCAAAUUCUUGUAGCUAAAUUACAGAGAAAUGUGUAGCAGCUAGAAGGGAGAAUUUUCAAUCAGAUCUUGGAGUUAAAGGGUUAACCUUGUUGUCUUAAGGGUGCAAGGACUAACCUAAUUGUCUCAAGCUAUGUCUUAUCCAGAAAUCAAAAUGAGGAAAAGCAUUGUACACUAGAUCAUUCAUCACUUCCUUCUUUAACCCAUUUAACUCCCAAGAUCUGAUUUUCAAUUCUCCUCUCUAGUUAAUACAUAUUUCCUUAUAAAUUAGGAACAAGAAUUUGGUGUUAGAUCAAAAUAACAACUUCUACUUGAUAUGUUUGAGUAUUCUCAUCACCUGUUUGCUGGGUAAUGUAUAGAUAAGAUAGAGAGAUGUUGCAGGUUAAUCACCUCUAGGACUUAAAGGGUUUAUUCGAGUAUGGCAUUGGAAAUUAUAUUAUUUGUCAUUGUUUAAUCAUGCCAAUCUGAAAAGUACACAUUGCACAUAUGUUUUUUGCUGCAGAUUUCUCCAUUAUUGUGCCACCACUGUGCAAAGACAUUUCCGGGGACACAAAGGUAGAGAAAUAUACAGACAGAUUGUACAGGUAAGAAGAUUCAUAAUGAAGCUCUUUUUUCAUCAUUGUUGUUUAUGAAGUAAGACAUUAGCUAAGAUAAUAUGUAUCUAUUGACUGAGUGGAGGGGAUGUUUAGAUAAAAAUUUGGCCCAAGAGCGAGCACAGCAAGGUCUUUGCAUUGUAACCUCUAAAUUUUCAUUCCAUGGUAGUGUCAAUCAUACAAAGAUUAGAACAUCAAGGGGGUAUUGUAUCAAAUCUGGUCAAAGCAACAUAUAAAUUUUGGAACCAGAAACUGACUAGGCUGAAUUAUGCGAGACUUGAAUAUUGGUCUUUGAGGUAUAAUUCUCUUUAAAAAAUUAGAACUUUAAUACUUAAGGAAAUUUGUAGACAUCUUUGAUUUAAGAAUUUGGCAAAAAACUUACUCUUUUGUUAGGAAAAAGUAGCCAUGAUGCGCACUGAUUUCUUUAACAAGCAAGCAACACUGGUAAGUGAAAGACAUAGCUACAGAUGUUAUUUUUUGGUAACCCUCCAUUUAUUUCUAGUGAGGGCUUUUUAUUUAAUGUUAUAACUGAGAACUUGUACACUUUUUUCUUUCAGAUUCAGAAAUUAUGGAGAGGUAAUUUAUGCUCUGAUGUGAAUCAAGAAUAAUUUAAUGAUGUGAAAUAAAAAGUUUUGUGUGAUUUAUAUCACCCUUCCCUCUGAAGUACAACUUACACCAACUUACUUUGAAACUUUUUUUUUAAUGUAGGUUAUUAUGUUCGUAAAUAUAUCUACAAUUACUACAGUCGUAAGAGGUAUUUGGAAGGAGUCAUACUCAAGAAUGAAGUAGUUCGGUGAGAGAGUUUACCUUGUUACUGUUUCCUCCUAGUUUUGGUAAUUUUAGUGUUUAACCCUUUAACCUGUAAGAGUGACUAGCAUCUAAUUUCUCCUUACAAUAUCACCCCCAAAUCACACAUUAAGGUAAUGAGAAUAAAGGAAAUGGUCACCAACUAAAGAAGCUCUGGAUUAUGAAACAAAUUCUCCACAUCAACUCCUUAGGAAAUAUAUAUAGAACUGUAUGGAGAAUAUGCAUACUGAUGUUAGGGUGGGAAGGGUUUACUCCUAUAAGUGAGUGACCAAGACACAAUUUCUCCUUACAAUAUCAAUACAAUGUCAACCAGAUAAGUGAUGAGAAUAAAGAAAAGAGGGUUAUUAAUUGAUCCAAUACUAACUUCUCCAAACUAACAUCAUAAGAAUUGCAUAGUGACAGUAAGGAGAAUGAUAAAUGAGAUCUUGGGAGUGAAAGGGUUAAGUGAUUGGGAAUAUUAAGUUACUCCUGGAAAGUCAGUGCUAUAACUGUGCAAAUCAUUGAAUUCUGAAAUGGACCUUUAGUUUUUCUUGGCAUCAUGCUCACUCUCUCACGCUGACCUGUUGGUGCAUUCUCUUGUGUUGAUGUGAGCUUUUUGUCAUUCCUCUGUGCAAGUACAGAAAUUCAAGAUUGUACUGUUAUGCACAGUAGUUUAAGUUAGCCUUACGAUAUUAUGUGUACAUGUUACAAAAGAAAUUUUUAAGAAAAUAUUGAUGAUCUCUAAUGUUUUAUCCAUGGUUUCAGGAAAGAGUUGGAGGAGUUUGCUCUUAAAUCAAAACAAGAAAAGGAACGGAAAAGGGAAAUUGAAGAAAAGGUAAUAUGAUGUGAAGUAUUCAUCAUAAAGAAACUGGGAUAAGCUUACAACUCACUUGCAGGCAUCUGCAGCGGGAGGUUGCAGGUUGUAGAAAACAGACUAUUUUACAGUUACGUACUUAGUUGUCAAGCCUGUGAUUUAGAGUAAGGCUUAUGGUGACCUUGUUAUGAUAGAGACCAGUAUCUAGUUAGCAAUUGACGAUCACUCUUUUGAAGCCUUUAAACUCUUUAUGGUGGCCAAUUUGUGCUCUUCCAUUGAUGUAGCACCACAGUUUCUUUUGAGACUUACCCCCUUCAAAUGAAGAGCCACUUUAGUUAGUGAUCCUAGCCUUAAUUCUCCUAGGGGCCUUGAAGUUUGAUUCAGUGGUGGUAUUGUAAGGAGAGAUUAUAUACCAUUUUUCCUAGGGGUUGAAGUGUCAACUAGCUACUACUUCAAAGAAUAUGUGAUGUUUAUGAUUGAACAAUGUCUGCCUCUGACACAUGAACAAGUUCUAUUUUUCCUCUUCAGAAUGAUAAAACACUGAGUAAAGUAUAUUGUUUGCUAAUUCCUUAUUUUAGCUUGCAAAAGAGGAGAAAGCAAGAAAAACACACUACUACAUCAGCACUCAUCAAAUCCCUGGAGUAUACAACUCACCCUUUUUCCCACCACAACCAUCAGCAAAAGAGAUUGAGUUGAGGAAUGCAAGACCUCUAAGCCGCAGAAGCCGGCAGAAGCUGAAAUCAGAUGCAGCACAGAUUCUUGAUCAAUCUCGAAGUGUUAAAAUGGUUACAAGGGAGUCCAAGACUGUGCCUCUUCCUCCAAUAUCUAUGAAGUCAACCGCAAAAGUCCAAGUAAGGAUUGAUUUUAAAAUAUUACCCUUGAGAUUAGAUGAAAAGAACAGUUCAGAAAUAUUCAAUUGAAUGGUGACAAACCAGGUUGAGUGUGACAAAGGGUUUAAAUGUGAUACAAAGAUCAAAGAAAGACCUUUGAGCAUGAUUUGUGAAUUUACUAACCAGUGUGAGGUGUAAUUUGUUUCCUGAAAUAUAACUGACUUGCGAUUUUUUUUCUUUUAUUUCCUGAAAUUCUCAAGAUUUCCCCUGAAACCUAGCACAUAUGAGGAAGGAUUUGAAGUUUUCCCUUUUAAAUUAAUGUUGUGAUGUGAGAAAUUGCCUGAAACAGGACUUUCCUUCCCCUGCCUCAUGCUACCCUCUAUGGUUUCACUCACAGACUCUAACGUUAGGAUUCAUUCUUGUACAGCAUAAUAAACAGUAUGGUAGCCAUAUGAAAGUACUACUCAGAAGCUGUAAUUUGAUUGCAGUCACAUGCCAGGGUUUCAUCCACAGACUUAAAAGUUAUAUCACUUUGCUAAGCUUUGUUAACACAGUACCACAUGGAAUUACUACUAGUUAGAAGCUUUCACUUGAAUAAUCACAAUUUUGCUGUCUUUGAAAAAUUUACUUGUGGUUAUUAACACCAAAUUGCACUUGAAAUCAUGUUAUUACCUAUAAUUACAGUCCUAACAUUGGAACCUUAUACAACUCAGCUUCUAUAUUGCCCAUAUACAUGUAGCAAAAGUAUCUGGGAUUGGUAACUAACAGUUCUUUUUUAACUUUAGGGUCCAUUCCGUACUCCAAAUGAGGUGUGGCAGCAGAGACACAAACCUCUAAAUCCAACAUUAAGGGUGGCCACUUCUUACCUCUCAGCAGAGGAUGCAAGGUAAAUGCUGAAUGAUUUCUAAGCUGUAAAUUAAGUAAUGAGCUGGUUUAAGUUUAGUGCAAGCUUUCAAACUCUUAACACUGGCCAAUUUACGUUAUCAACUCAGUUGAUAAUACCAAAUUACCUUGUUAUACUCCCCUACCGACGCAGCACCACAGUUUCUUUAGAAUCUUACCCCCUUUAUUUAUUAAGUAUAUAAGUAUUAACAACAGUCUAACUCGGGACUAUACUUUUAUCUUGAUGAUGGAUCAGACCACAUGACUUUGAACUCCCAUAAGUGACCGAGAUAUACUUUCCCCUUUCAAUAUCAAUACAAUAUCAAGUAAACAGGUUAAUGAGAAUAAAGAAAAAUAUCCAAUACCAAAUUCUCCAAACUAUCAUCAUAAGAAUUGUAUUGCAGACAGCAAGGAGGAUUACUACUGAGAUGUUGGGAUGGAAAGUGUCAAAUGAUACUAUUCGGUUCAGACUAUUUACUGUGUUAUAUUUUCAUUUCUCUCUCCUAGAGCUGACAUGAAAGCUGAUGAAUGGGUAACAAGACUGAUAGAUGAUAAGUGAGUUGUCAACUUAUCUUGUCCUAACGAUUAGAUGUUGAUGAAAGUGCAAGCGUCUUUCAACUGAGACACUGAGCCAUAUCUGAGAAUGUCUUACGCGACUAUGAAAGUGGACCAAGCGCGUUUGAUAAUCACCUCCUUGUCAUUUCUCUUCAUCAGCCAUAUAUCCAGUUAGAACGAUAUAUGGGUUCGUAAUCUUGUUUUCAGAGUCUGGCCAGCCAGGUGUCCCGAUUACUACGUGCAUGACAAACAGGACCACUGGGAUGAGGUUGAUGGUACUUUCAUCAAUCAUUGCUUGGAUCUUUCCUGCAUUCUUUCACAUACUUUACCAUGCCUGUUUCCUGUUUCUUUUGUCUCGCCGUAACUACAAAGUGUAACACAGUGGUUUAAUGUCUGCGCAUGUGUUAACGUUGCUGUAGCCAGGGAUCGUGGUUAGGUGGCGUGCUUUCAGGCUCUUACAUCCAAGUUCUCUCACCGGAGUUAGAAAAGCCACACGAGCGAGUACGUUACGGUCUUUGAAAACCGUAAACUUUUCCUGAUAACGCUCAAAACAAAGCGGUAAAUCAACGUGAAACCCGAAACUAAAUAAGCUUUGUGUUCGAAAAGUUUUGAGUUUUCCUUCCAUGUACUGUUUCUCCCUCCUACAAAUUUCUAUGAACGUCUCCGCAUAUUUUGCGUGACAGCGGUGCACGAAAAACUACUUUGAUGUAUACUCCUCAACGUGCUCCAUGUUGAUAAAGUCUCAGUCUUUCAUGCUUUUUCCGCUGAGUUCUUUUGUUAUCUUUGACGAACGCUUGGACUCACUCGUGUAUCUCACUCGUGUAUCUUGGAAUCACCAGUGUAUCGUAUUUCACCAGUUGAUGGAUACAUUACUUUUUUGGCAAUUUUUAUUAGGCGUUAGGUAGGACACCGCCAUCAUCACGAUUUAAAGGAUCGUGGGCGGAGUUGAUAUGCCAGGCUUCUAAACGAAGGCAGUGGUGGUAACGCCGUUUAGCGUUUAAUUUUAGAAUUAUUCCAUCCAUUUGUAUUGUUAGUUGGGCAUGUAUGCUCCGAAAAAGCUGAAUUUUCUUAUUUGCAAAAGAAGACCGCUUUUUGAUGCUCUUUCAAACGUGUACCAAACUGACGUGUGGUUUGUCCGAUAUACUCGUGAUUACAGUCAUUGCACGGAAUAGAAUAAAUAGCGUCGUUGUUCGUUGUUCUUUCGUGACAGGAUCCUUAGCUUUGGCAAAAAUAUGCCCUAAUGUCUGAAAAGGUUUUUCCACAACCGUUACGUUAAAGUUGCUCAAAAACCUUUUCGGACUUUAGGGCAGCUUUUAACCUCUACAUAUCACACUACAAGACCGAAAUAACACUUGCUAGUAGAAUCUUGUCUGGCAAAGAAGCUUCCCGUUUCCCUGAAAUGUGAACAUCAUCGGCAAUUUCUUUCCUCUGAACAAUCUUUCCACAGCUAACAGUUUCCUCUGCAAUCAUACAAUGAAGGAGAUUCAAUCCAUCACCUUCUCUUUAACCUAUUUCUUACCUGGACUAAUGCCACAGGAAACACAGGAACUUUCUUUCUCCUUACUCCUCGUUGGACUCAUUUUACUCUACUGAUCAUGUUGGGUGUACUGUUCAUCAUCUGCUCAAGGUUUGGUGAAUCCAUCACGAGGUGACCUUUGAGAUCUGCGUGUAAUUCUCCCCACUGAAUUUCAUACAUUUCCUAGUUUUCAGUUUAGAGAAUUUUAUGUUGUAUCAUAAGAUAUUAUAUCACGUUGUCCAGGACUUUUAUCCCAAUUUUUACUAUCUUUCUCCUAAACGGUGUUUUGAUUUAGAAGAAGUUACAUGCUGUUACCUCUGAUUGUUUCAGGUUUGUUCCAUGUACUCAUCGAGAGCGCCCUUAUGAACCUCUACUACACACAACGUCACAAUAUGGAAGGUGAGUUCAGUUUCAAAUCAGCCAAUCAGAGCAAAGGAAAAUAUCAUAAGGAGCCAAUGAGAGCUUGUAAAUAACUGCGUGUGACAAAAGCGCGGGAAAACGUGUGUCACCAACAUGCGACUGGCUCCAGUUUACCUCUGAUUGGUGGAAAAAGUGGCGCGAGUUUUUUUAGACCAAUCAGAGCGCGAAGGAAAGGAAAGCAAGCACUAUCCCGGAUUACUUUAAAUACGUAGAAAAUAUUCAUUACAUGGUUUUUCUUAUUUUUUUCAUAUGAAAAUUUUAACGUUCUUUUUCUUUAGUCUUCCUUAUGGAACAAAGCAUUUCAGAGAAGAAAACGUAGACAGACAUAUCACGCCUUCGGUAAGAACUACACAGUUUCUUCUGUAAUUUGUUACCAUGUCUUGUGAUUUUCAUUUGUGGCCUCUCGGUUAUUGCAACACAUUAUUCGCGCCUUCUAGACUGGUGUAUAAUACGAAACUGGAUAAAGACACGUCAGGGGAGGGCUUAGUAACAUAGUGAUCAAACGUCAAGCAUGCGCAGGUGGUUCAAUUUUGACCAGCCGCGUGUCAAUUUCCCGCGCAAAGCUUUAAUAAGAAACAACGCUGUCACGCAAAAUAUGUGCAAAAAAUGUAAAUGAAUUUUUAAAAACAAGAUAAAAAAGAAGGAAAAAGGAAAACUCGAGACUUCGAACACAACGCUUUAUUUAGGACGGAUAUCUCGGUGCUUUAUCGUUUUGUUUUGAGCUUUAUCAGAAAAGUUUCACGGUUUUAAAACACCGUGAAUAACUGGCUUAUAUGGUUGUUUGUAACUUCUGUUAAACAAAUUUGUUGACGGACUGAAAACAUGUCUCUAAGCUUUUACAAAGUUCGCACAUGCGCAGACGUUUGACCGCUGUGUUGGGUUUAGUUGGCUUUUUAGGGAAGGGGGUAGCGAUUUACAUGAUAUUGACGGAAAUGAUGGUCGUAACGUCCGGAAGUCUAAUUAGAAAUAUCUUGAGGUGAGAGUGUCUCGACUUUAAUGCUAACCUUUAAAGGUACUAUUUAGAUGAUUGGGCUAAAUUAGCAGAAGUUACCGGCCUUGGGAAAAAUAUUGAUUAGUUUAUGUACAUAUUUUUUUCUUGGCAGAGAUUUCAAACAGUGGCAUCGCCGAUUCCAAUCUUCGAGCAGUUUGGGAAAACGUACUGAUGUUGAACAUAAUACUACAAUAUUUAAAUAGCAGGUUACCACUUAAAAUGCAGAUGAUGGUUACUAUUUCGGCUUCAAAGUGGUUGGUGUAAAAUAUAGAAAUCGAAGUAGGUUCUAUUUUUCAAAAAAUCUCUCCAUUAAUUUUUUUGUUUUAUUUUUUAAUUUUAUCAUUCUAGUCUACGUUUUCUUCCAUAUUUGUGUUAAGUAGUUGUGCUUCUGCAUCUUUUUUUAAUCUGUUAUUAGUCAAAGCGAAAAUUGAACUUAAAACUUGUCGUGGCGAAUUCUCCUUUGUAAAUAUUCACUGUGAUGGGUCGCGUUUUUACAGUUAAAUUGUAAAAUACGCGAUGCGAAACUGAUAACGAAAAUAAAAUCAUGAUUAAUUAUUUGAAUAUGGAAUUUUCUUCUGGAUUUUUCCGUGCUCUGUGAGUAUACUUUCGGCACUUCUUGUGUUCAAGAGAGCACCAUCUGGUC
Molecule: messenger RNA, 9026 nt
Organism: Pocillopora meandrina
Lineage: Eukaryota; Metazoa; Cnidaria; Anthozoa; Scleractinia; Pocilloporidae
Source: the annotation of a GenBank genome assembly